UGUCGCAGAAGUCAGAAAAAAUAGAAAAAGUCCCGGACGUUCACUGAAAAAAAUGCAUAUAAUUUGAUAUGGAAGUUACAUAUAGGGGAGACCGGAACAAGUUGUUUCAUGAGAAUGAUCACGGCGCUACCAGUACCUUCGGUGAAGGUCUUUCAUAAAACUUAUUACCAGGAAAAAAGUUCGCGAAUAGGAAAUAGUCAGCCGGGUAGCCCAUUGGCGGAAAGCGAGGCAGUACUAACGAUAGAUAAGGAACCUCCGGAAUAUUAUUUCUGCGGACAGGUCAAUUCGCUGUAUGUCGUCGUCGGCUCGUUGCUGAUGGGAGCAGUAGUGCUAGUCGUCGGUUUGGUACAACUCGCACCAGGUGCAGAAGCUGCUCAGAACUCAGCAGCUUUGAUCGCCACAGGAAGCAGUCUUUUAGUAAUAGGAGCAUUCCUCGCACCGUUACGAGCGAUUUGUAUCAAAAGGCAGAACGUGGCUCAAAAGGAAAAUACUCAUCAGCGCAGCGUCACCAGUAUAGACAUGUUGCUGGCCCAGCAUAGGGACUUCACGGUCCUGACGCCCGAUGAACUCGAGGACCUCGUGAGCCGGCCGGUGUCCAAUAAUAUGGAGAACAAGAUGCAGCAGGAUCACAACACCUAGGUACUAAUUGCUUCGAGGAGGGUAUCACCUUCCGCGUUGUCAUCAUUUUCGCCGUGCUCGAACGUCACUAUCGUCCGUUGUGUUGCCAGGAUCAAGCUCCUCCAUUUUAUCACACAUCAUUACGAUACGCGCGAGUAUAGUUUGGUUUAAUUGAUGUGCAUUCAUACCACCGCCGUUGUUAGCAUAGGACCACAAGGACCCUCCAUACAUAUUUUUUCUAACGCGUGCACCGCGCAGUUGUG
Atta colombica is the source of this 881-nucleotide messenger RNA. RefSeq lists its product as uncharacterized. NCBI's taxonomy places the organism in Eukaryota, Metazoa, Arthropoda, Insecta, Hymenoptera, Formicidae. The transcript has 5 exons. The coding region runs from base 109 to 639 and encodes 176 amino acids. The record is from RefSeq and is a predicted model, not a curated record.